GGAAACCACAUUUCUGUGACGUCGCGGAAGGCCCCCUACUGUUGUACAAAAAGGAAAAAAGAAGAGGGGAUGUGUCAGUGACAACGUUGUACUGAAAAACAGCAAUGGAGGUGAAACUGAAGCUUGGCAUCUUCUUGGCACUGACACAUGUCUCGCUCGCUGUUUGGCAACGAGUGACUGUGAUGAAGGGUCAGACUGUAAGGCUUGCCUGCUCAAUUUCAAACGCACAUAAGCAACACAUUGACUGGAAGAACCCUGAUGGCUACACUAUGUUCUUCAAUCACAACAAGGCUUUACAGGACAUGCGUUACAGCAUAAGUAAACUGACGGAGUCGCAAUUCUCCAUCAACAUUUCCAAUGUCUCUUUUAAAGACGGGGGAAACUACACAUGCUCUCAGUAUGGCCAUCACAUAACAGAAAAGAAAGUGGAAUUGACAGUGUUAGGAUGUUCUCACAACUUGUCAUCUGUUGCCGAUCCCUCUAAAGGUGUUCCAAAAAUGAGAGUGACAAAGCAUAAUGGGGCAUUUGUCAUACAGUGUACUGCUGAAGGGAACCAUUUUCCUCCUCAAAUCUCUUGGAAGUUUGAUUACGGACCUGAAUUUUUGGGUAAUGCCCAAGUGAAAUACGAGGGUAAAAAGUAUGUUUCCAUGGAUAUGGUACAUUUGCAGUCAGUUAAUACCAGAAGUGCAGUGAAAUGCAUUGUUCGCCAUCCAUGUCUGCAUUUACAACCCCUGAUGAACUUUGUCAAAAUUGGAAAAUACUUACCAGGUUCGACUACCACAAAAAAUCUAAUUAAAUGGAAUACAAGCACACCGGGUACCGUAGUCACUGUUUGUAAAGAUCAAAAUACAUCUUCCUCUGAGGGAGCCUAUAACAACACAAAUGGAAAUACAACAAUUGUGUCCAUUGACCCGGAUAUGCAAACAGGACAUAGACAAACUUCACCAUUACUGAUCUUCUUGGUGGCAUGCCUUAUUCUUGGUCUGCUUGCAGUGGUCAUUUGUUUUGUCCUGAAGCUAAGAAGAGCACAUAUCACCUGGGAAAAAGAAAAUGAAAUAUCUGACCCUUCAGAAGAGAGCGGUAAAUCAAAAUCAAGUCAAGAAGAAAAAGUAACCAGGGGUCACUAUCGACGAGGGCUCUUCAGGACAGCUUUUACACAAUAUGCUGUUGAAAAAGCCACCAUAACUUCAAAAGGACCAGUCAUUGAGAUGGCAGUUGAGAAAGAGGCGGCGUCUUCAUCAUCAAACCCCACUUCGGCCAAAUGUGACAUGCAGGACACAGAGCUUCCACCAUGACGUGCACAGUCACCAUCCUCAGAACCAGUCAAAUUGUACAUUAGCUUAGCAUUAAUUAUUGGCAGAUUGCAAGUACAUUAAAAGUAAGUAUUGUUGUAUUAUCUUUAUGUUUAGCAGACACACUGUGGGUUUAUACAAUAAAUACAUACUGGCAAAGGAAAGGGUCCAGUAUUUACUGCGACCCGCCCAGUGUUACUUUUCAAAAAAGUAUAUUAAAUAUACUUGUUAAAUAAAACCUGCUUUGUUUUCAAUGAAUACUUUGGCCCACUAUGCUGCCAUAUUUAGAUGGUGGUAAUUAAAGAGUCAAGUGUUUUCUGAAGUGGUAAUUGGUGAAAAUGUUUGAGAACCACUGCUCUAAUGUAUAGAAACUGAACAAGUCUGCUUAAAAGUUGACAACGGGACUGUCCAAUCAAGUUAAUUUUCAAUGAAUUAUUGACUUAUUUUGAUCACCUUUAACAGCAUUCAUGUAUACAGGAGAAACUCAAAAAAAUGUGAAUAUCGUGCAAAGUUUGUUUAUUCCAGCAGUUAUAUUUACGAGAUGAACAUUGCAUGCAAUGAGUUUAGGUCACAUCAAGUCAAUCAGGGCAUCACAGUUAAUGCUCCUGAACAGGAUAAACUGUGUGAAUGAACCUGAAAGUGGCCAUACUCUAUAAUACUCUGUAGAAAAUAAAUUGUUUUUCCAAGUUACAAUGUUUUAUGUUUAUAUUUUUGAAUAAAUUUGAAGAUCUGUCACGUUCUGUGUGACUGUU
Messenger RNA from Nerophis ophidion (straightnose pipefish), 2044 nucleotides. Its product is annotated as cytotoxic and regulatory T-cell molecule. Gene Ontology annotation, cellular component: plasma membrane. The transcript is spliced from 10 exons. Gene Ontology annotation, molecular function: signaling receptor binding. Bases 105 to 1295 code for a protein of 396 amino acids. NCBI's taxonomy places the organism in Eukaryota, Metazoa, Chordata, Actinopteri, Syngnathiformes, Syngnathidae. The record is from RefSeq and is a predicted model, not a curated record. Gene Ontology annotation, biological process: positive regulation of natural killer cell mediated cytotoxicity directed against tumor cell target; detection of tumor cell; cell recognition.